UGACUUUAUCACUUUGUAAAUUCACAGUUGCUCAUGUUUGUUAAAUUGAAGUUAAAGCUAAAGUGUAUAGCUUGAUGUUGAUUACCUUUUGCUUUCAUGCAUAGGCCUGCAGGACUUACACAACUCGUCAUAUUUUCCCUGCUUCAAUCCUGUUCCACUUGGUCUCGACCAGAACAGAGGGAGAUGGUGUGUGUGGAUAAGUUUGUGACUGAGGCUUGUUCAGAGUGUGUAGCCUAGUCGAUGCCCUCGGCGCCUCUUGAUGUGGGUCAGUUAGACGCGCACUGUUGCAGACAGACAAAACAUCUUGCAGUUGACUAUAACAGCCUUGGGUUUUCCUUGGGUUUAGACAGAGUACACCAUUUGAAGACAAGUUCUAUUCAAUGGGAGCCAUUCGAAAGCACCUUCUUCUUAACGCGCUCGGUGAAGGGCGUAUUUUGAGACGAAGUGAGGUUGCGCAUUGAACGCAGCGUCGUAAACUAUUUUGCUAUCCAGCCCCAGCCAAAGGUUUGUGGAUUUUAUUUUUUCGUUUGCACACCUGCUCAAAUCCACUUUUCAACUGUGCGGCUUUUUGGUUAACACCAUUUGAACUCUAUUAACAGAGAGGUGAAAAUUGGAUUAUUUAUUUUGGACAAGCGCGGAAAGGUAAAGGAUAACGCCAUAUGUUUAUUGUAACGGAUAAUAAUAACGGACAUUUGGACUUGAUGGCCAAAGAGCCUUGACAACUGUUGAUGGUUACUGUUGUGUUUGUUCUUCGAUGCAUUUUCACAAUGACAGGUGACCAGCUGUUGAAUCUCCGAGGAAAACUCUCCUCAUUUUCUCUCUGGCUAUCUCUGCUCUCUAUCCCCGCAGCCUUCGACUCUAUUUCACCAGAGUUUCUAUCCUGAACCUGUUUGUUAUUUUCCAAACAUUACGAUGGAUAAUGAGGAGUGUGUAAUUUGUUACUUAAUAAAACGAUGCGGCGCGUUCCCAGCACCUGUUGAACAGUGACAAGCCUACAUUAUGGCCUGCCGGAGCGGCUGCUGUUGUGGCUUCGGUCCCUUCAACGAGGAUAACGCCAGGUUCCUAAUGUUAGCGGUGUUUAUCAUCCUAUACCUCCUCUGCGGUGCCGCUGUCUUUUCAGCACUGGAACAGCCGAUGGAAGCACAGGCGAAGGACCGCUGGGCGCAGCGUUUUGAACAGUUUAGCCAAAAGAAUAACCUGAGCAAGAAAGAGCUGGACAACUUCUUGAGGAACUACGAGGAGGCGAACUUGGCCGGGAUUCGCGUUGACACUAUCAGACCUCGGUGGGACUUUACCGGCGCGUUCUACUUCGUGGGGACUGUGGUCUCGACCAUAGGGUUUGGAAUGACCACGCCAGCGACCAUCAGCGGUAAGAUCUUCCUCAUCUUCUAUGGCCUGAUCGGCUGUGCCUCCACCAUCUUGUUCUUUAACCUCUUCCUAGAGCGCGUCAUCACCGUCAUCGCCAUCGUCCUCAAGUCCUGCCACGAGCGUCGCCACCUUCGCAAGGCCGUGCUUCCUCAACAUGGCCGCCGACGCCUCUCUGAGGGCAGCGGUGGAGGCGGCAGGGGCGGAAGAGGCGGCAGGGGAGAGGGGCUGGCUGGGUGGAAGCCCUCGGUGUACUGUGUGAUGUUGAUCCUGGGCGCCGCCGCCAUCUUGGUAUCCUGCUGUGCCUCGGCCAUGUACUCUGCUGUAGAAGGCUGGGGCUACCUGGAUUCUCUGUACUACUGCUUCGUAGCGUUCAGCACCAUUGGGUUUGGGGACAUGGUGAGCAGCCAGAUGUUUGCAUACGACCAGGGGAAUGAGAACCAGACGGCGUACCGGGUGGGUAACUUCCUGUUUAUUCUGACAGGAGUUUGCUGUAUCUACUCCCUGUUCAACGUCAUCUCCAUCGUCAUCAAACAGGUGCUGAACUGGCUGCUGAGGAGGCUGGAGGUGCCAUGUCGCUGCCCAGGGAGGGGGGGCCACCAACCGCACACCAGACACCCCCGCAGGAACGUGGUAGUGCCCGGACACCUGAGGGCCAGGCGGGACCUGUCCAUCGAGACGGACGCGGUGAACGACAGCGAGGCGGACGGACGGAGGAUGUCUGGAGAGAUGAUCUCCAUGAAAGACUUCCUGGCUGCCAAUAAGGUGAACCUGGCCAUCAUGCAGAAGCAGCUGUCAGAGAUGGCUAACGGUCACCCUCGCCAGUCAGGCUCCAGCUCCCGCCACAAUGGCUUCUCCGGAGGGGUGGGCGCCCUGGGCAUCAUGAACAACCGCCUGGCAGAGACCAGCGUCGACAGAUAGGCCUACACCUAUGUAUACAUAUAAGUCAGACUGAUUGACUGGCCAGAGAGACAGUCACAAGAAAUCAGGACUUCCUCUAAAAAUACAUUGGUUUUAAUUGAACAAAUAGAGAAAUGUACAAUAGCCCAGCCCAACUCAAUUCCAGGAGAAUAAUUGACCCCAUGGACUAAAGCCUGGCCAGACCACAUCAGUUAAGAAUAUGUCACGUACACCCCGCACAUUCAAUCAAGCUGCGAAGGGGAAGGAAGUGCAGUGGCAUUCAGUGUGCAGAAAGUUAGCUGUUUCAUAACUGUAGAGACAAUGAAAUACAGUACGUCUGUCCUACUUAAUCAAGCUGUCCGUCGCAGGAGAAUAAUUGACCUGAAGUACCAACCUAUACCGCGACGAGGUUCCAUUGUAAAAGAACUCUGCCUGCCGCCACCCAUUCUUCUCUGAUGCAUGCUGGUUCAUCAGGCAGUGUCUGUGUGCCUGUGUGCAUGAGUGUGUUUGUGUGCACGUCUCCUUCACCCACAUCUGGAUCAUGACCAACUGUAGCUACUGCUGGAAUCUGGUGGUUACGGUUACCGAGGCAGUUUCCAUGGUGACACUACAGAAUACAGAAAGCUACCCAGAUACAUUGUAGCUGAGUGGUUUCAAACUACCCUAUGGUAUUCUUCAUAUCACCAGCGAAUAACAGCUAGCCAACAAACUGCUCAUCACCACGACUACAAACAGCCUACACUGUCAUCUUGAUCAAGAAGACCCACCGCUCGCCUGCUUUUCAGAGAAAACACCUAAAGGGGAAAUGGCCUUCUAAGAAAAAUACUGAAUUUCCACUGUGUGUAAGAAACCGCAACCGAUCUAUAAGGGGAGACAGCCUUAUGAAAGGCAGGCAAGACUUUUAGAGACAGCUGAAUGUGGCAAACAGAAACACUGUCUAAAUAUCAUGCUUCUGUCUGAGUGGUUAUGGCUACAGACUUGUUAUGUUCAUCAGCUGUGAUGGGUUUUCUAUUGCACUGCUUCCUCUAUCUUGUUAUCUGUUAUGUUUGAGACAUAGUGCAAUGGACAAUAACACCCAGCACAGCAGCACCAUUACAAACUAAUGGAUAUCUAUUUAUUCUAACCAAAAUGAAAAACAGAAUUCUAUUCUUUAGAGAUUCCAAUUUAGAGCGUAUUAUCCAAGGGCUGUUAUCUUGCUGUUUCACCACACUAUGUUGAAACACCAUGAGGCAGCAGCAUACGGAUUCGAACAAUGAAGUAUCACUCUCUUGUUCAUAUCUAUCUGGACCUGGCUAGCAUGCUCAUUUUAAUGCUAUGGAAAAAACAAGCCUCUCUCUAGGUUAUUUCAGGGCCCUUUUUCUCAUUCUUUCCAUGACAGAGGUGUUAUGUUCUCGUUCUAUUCUGAAACUGGAACGAGAGAAAGAGAGAGACAAGUGAGAAAGGGAUCUGUGGGAGAAAAAGAAAAUGGCCAGUUGGGUGAAAGAAAAAACGGAGAAGUAGAAACAGAGACAGAUCUGUGAAAAGGAGAGUCAGUUUGGGUGAGAGAAAGCAGUAAUGAGCAGAGAGAGAGAGAAGAGCAGAAGAGAGAGGAGCAGAACUGUUCAGAUCAGAGUCUACAUUAUGCAUUGGGUUGGAGCAGGGGCGACAUACGCCUCUUCACACGCCUUGUUGAACGCACCGAAGAAGAUGCUCAAAUUAUAUAUGGUGCUAGUGAGACAGACUCCUACAGAUUUACGUCACAGCGAGCUUUAGUGCUGAAUGUCUCAAUACCUAGCUAGUUAUUCCAAAAAGCUGUAGAGAAAAGAAAAAGCCAAUUUAUCAUGUCUUCCCUGUUACCUCUAAUAACACACUACAGUGGAGAAGCAGUAUAACGAGUGUGGCGGUCUACAGCAUAGCCCUCAGCAAAUUAAUGUGACUUGAUAUUUUUGUACCAAGUGGUGAUCUAAUUUCAUGUCACGAUUUGAAACGGUGGUCAGUAUAUUAUUGAGAAAAUGAUAACUCUGCUACUUAUUGUCACUAGAAGAUUGUUUUUGCUACUUUGUAAUUUCAUCCAUUUUGAAACAACCAAUGUAUCAUUGGGUGACUAUACUGUUGACAAAGAAAUACAAGAAACAGAAACUACUAACUGUAGAGUAAUGACAAGAUUGUGACAAAAAAAUAUGGAUACGCCUGAAAUUA
Molecule: messenger RNA, 4443 nt
Organism: Salvelinus fontinalis (brook trout)
Lineage: Eukaryota; Metazoa; Chordata; Actinopteri; Salmoniformes; Salmonidae
Product: potassium channel subfamily K member 13-like
Exons: 4
Coding region: 1000-2286 (428 amino acids)
Biological process (GO): potassium ion transmembrane transport; stabilization of membrane potential
Cellular component (GO): membrane
Molecular function (GO): potassium ion leak channel activity
Source: RefSeq, a predicted model, not a curated record